This is a messenger RNA of Trichogramma pretiosum, 1505 nucleotides long. RefSeq names its product collagen alpha-4(IV) chain-like. The transcript is spliced from 10 exons. Lineage: Eukaryota; Metazoa; Arthropoda; Insecta; Hymenoptera; Trichogrammatidae. The record is from RefSeq and is a predicted model, not a curated record. Bases 237 to 1505 code for a protein of 422 amino acids.
UUGAAUAUGUGAUGUUAUUAUUUAACAGAAAGUCAAUUUUAAGUUAAUGAGUUGUUUAUCCGAUAAUGAACAUUGUAAAAACAAAUUAUUCUUCCAUCAAUGAACAGACAAGCAUCGAUGCGCGCUAAGUGCAUUAGUGACGCGGAAACGCGUCGAGUCACGGAAUGGUGGGGAAUAGCGAGAUAAAAGUAAGGGUAAAUAGUACUGAAAAUCAUUGAGAGCGGAGCGAAGUGACAAUGACGAUCGAAAGCAAAGGAAAUAUGGUGUCGACAAGUGCUUCGACGAGACUCUUCUAUGCGCUCCUUUUCGUUCAAUUUAUCGGCCAGCUCGGCAGCUUUCUUUAUCUCUACGUGAACGUGGCGAAGCUCGAACACCAAGUGCUGCAAGUGCAGACUGCGGGAUGUUCGACGAUCUCGGCUACCGGUGUUGCCGCGACUGCCACCGCCAGCGCCACUACAGGAGGUAGUCAUGGUCAAACUGCGGUCAGACGCAAGAGGAGUAGCUCGAUGCCACUUACCGAGGACAAUGCUGUCUCCGAUGUCUACAGGAAUCGCAACGACAAGAACAUUGAGUCAAAGGAUUCGAAAAGUAUGGCCAACGCAAAAGGAGACGAAUGGGUAUGGGUUACCGCAGACACCCGUAUUCCAACCGACGCCAUAGAAACGUACUGCCGGAAAUCCCGAGAAUUUUGCCCGCCCGGCGAUCGAGGCUUGCCCGGACCGCUUGGGCCAGCCGGCAUCAAGGGCGACCAAGGCUUGCCGGGUAUACCAGGCUCACCAGGACCGGCGGGCCCGAGGGGUCUGCCCGGCCCCAUGGGACUACGAGGCGACCCCGGACUCGACGGCGUCGACGGUAUUCCGGGCGAGCCUGGACUCGACGGACUUCCUGGGAGAAGCGGCAAAGACGGCAGAGACGGCCAAGAUGGUAAUCCCGGUCUGAACGGAACACCCGGAGCACCAGGAUACAACGGAACCGACGGUUCGGAUGGCAAGCCAGGACCUCAAGGACCUCCAGGACAGCCGGGGCUGCAAGGUAGGACCGGUCCGCGAGGACCCCCCGGCCAAGACGGCAAGCCCGGAGCGCCGAGCAUCGUCGCCUACACGCCUUUCAAAGCCAAUCUCAGCCUCGAAGCUCACAGUCUUCUUAUACCGCCAUCGAUCGUCGGUACUUCGCCGAUUCAUUACGUCGUAGCUGAGGAAGGUGUGAAUUUGCGCCUGGAAUGUCAUGCCGCUGGAGCCCCGACCCCCGUCAUUCAGUGGCACAGGCCGGACGGCUCGCCGAUACACACGGGCAGCUGGUCGGCUUCGGCCAUUUAUGGUAAUUCUUUGAACCUAUCGUCAGUCCACCGAGAGGACAUGGGAAAUUACACUUGCACCGCCGACAAUGGAGUUCCGCCAAGUUCGAUCAAACGAUAUAAGCUUAAUGUAAAAUGGACGAAAAAGGUUGGUUUCGGCUGGGGUAGAAUGAAAAAGUACUUGUGUUUGUAUUCCUUCAUUAUUAAAUAA